AUUCUCCCCCAUUUAAAACCCUCAAAUAACCCUAAUCUCCCCCUCAUUCCAAAACACCCCACACCUGCAAAUCAUAAAACUACGACUUGAAUUGGGGAGGGUCCGGUGAGAGAGUAAGAAAUGCAUACAUACAGCUUGAAUUGGUAAGAUAGACCCCGAACGGAACAACCAAGCCUACACGCGCAUAAACUCCAUGGCAGAACCAUCUCGCAAGAAGCGGAAGUUAGGCAUACAGACUCAGCCCAUAACUGCAAAUCUGACACAUACUUCCAAGCGUGACCGCAGACAUGAAAAUCGAAGAUGGGUUUUUUCUAACUCUGAUCACAGAGAUAAGUUUGUAUUUGUAUCCUACAAUAUACUGGGUGUUGAAAAUGCUUCAAACCAUCAGGAUUUGUACUUUGAUGUCAUCCCUAAAUAUAUGAAGUGGGAAUAUAGAAGAAGGGUUAUACGCAGAGAGAUUCGUCGCUAUAGUCCUAGCAUCUUGUGUUUUCAGGAGGUUGAUCGGUUCGAUGACUUGAGUAAAAUGCUAUACAACGAUGGAUUUAGCGGAGUUUACCAGGCUCGUACUGGGGAAGCACGUGAUGGAUGUGCUAUUUUUUGGAAGGAUGAAUUAUUUUCUCUUGUGCAUGAGGACAACAUUGAGUUCAAGCGGUUUGGCCUUCGUGACAAUGUUGCUCAGUUUUGUGUUCUUAAGAUGAAUGGGAACCAGAAACAAAUUGACGACACUGAAAAUUUGAAGGCUCGAAGCAUAUUGGUUGGAAAUGUACAUGUGCUUUUCAAUCCUAGUCGUGGAGACAUUAAGCUUGGUCAGAUUCGGUUAUUUCUUGACAAAGCUCAUACACUUUCACAGACAUGGGGCAAUAUACCUGUUAUACUUGGUGGGGAUUUAAAUAGUAUGCCUCAGAGUGCAAUUUAUCAGUUCAUAGCUUCGUCUGAGUUAAACAUCCAAAAUCAUGAACGCAAAAGAAUAUCUGGACAGAUUUGUCCACUGGAUUACCCUAGAUUUGGAUCUCAGUGUUCUAGGUGGAGCAAAGAAGAACUGAAGCUAGCAACAGGAUCUGAAGAGUCAACCUACCUUAGGCACAACUUAAAACUAAAUAGUGCAUAUUAUGGUGUUCCAGCUAGCCGUUUGACUAGAGAUUGUCAUGGGGAACCCUUAGCGACAUCCUUCCACUCAAAAUUUAUGGGCACUGUUGAUUACAUAUGGCAUACUGAUGACCUUGUUCCUGUAAAAGUCCUUGAAACAUUACCAAUUGAAAUAUUGAAGAAAACAAGAGGGCUUCCGAGUAAGAUGUGGGGAAGCGAUCAUCUUGCUCUUGUGUGUGAACUGGCCUUUGUUGAUGAUGAUUUGAGCACAUGUAUCAUUCAAAUGACAGUUUUAAAAGGCAUUUAGGUGUUUGCUCCGAAAAAACCUAUGGCAAGAAAGUUAGGACCAAAAUGAUCCCGGUUAGUGGCGAGAAUGGUGGCAAUGUAGUUUACGCUAGUGGGGUCGGAGCAACGUCGAUGUUAGCUAGGGCCAUCCGAACCGCUCGCUGCUCGUUUGGAAAUUGAUCGUUCAAUUUGAGGCUUGAUUGUAAACGAGCUGCUCUCCUCAGUUUGUAAACGAGACGCUCGGUUCGGUUUUUAAACGAGCCAAGCAUGAGCAAAGGUCUCGAAUUAUUAUUGUUAAUUAGUAUAUAUACAUAUACACAUACAUAUAUAAACAUGUAUAUAUAUACACACGCACACCCCCUAUAUACACACAUACAUAUAUACAUAAAUAUUAAUUAGAUUUAUAGUUUUGUAUA
This is a messenger RNA of Helianthus annuus (common sunflower), 1787 nucleotides long. Its product is annotated as carbon catabolite repressor protein 4 homolog 5. Lineage: Eukaryota; Viridiplantae; Streptophyta; Magnoliopsida; Asterales; Asteraceae. The transcript is spliced from 16 exons. Gene Ontology annotation, molecular function: 3'-5'-RNA exonuclease activity. Bases 194 to 1393 code for a protein of 399 amino acids. The record is from RefSeq and is a predicted model, not a curated record.